CUCGAUGAACUUUGCCUGAGCGUUGCUAUAUCCAAUCAACGGAUAGCUGGGUCUAAGGCAAAGCAUGGCACAGCUGAACUGAAGUAAAUGGCAGCAAGUUGAGGGUUUGCAGGUUCGGCAGUUUUACAUCACAGCGUAUAGCCCAGCUCAGUUAGAAGUUGAGAAUAAAUGAACUAUUAACAUCCACGAUGAUGACAUCUUUCAAAAUGAGGCUUGUAUUAAGUGUGUGCUUCGUGAGCUUUUUGUGUGUCGCGACUGCUACUGCUCAAGCACCAGAGAGACGUGGGGAAGGUUUCUCGGACACGAUUGGAUCUGGCGUCCACCCUGAGACGGAGGUCCAUGAUCUUGAAUAUGACCAGUUUGUCUACAGCCCGCACAUCAUCAUCAAUCCGCCACGGUUCAGCACCACAGGGGUAGCCAAAGCCUGUUGCAACUGCUCCUCAAUCCAAGACAUCGUCUCCACUGAGACAACGAGACUUGAGGCAGCGUACCGACGUCUUCGGGAUGAGACAAGGGAGCACCUCAAACAGCUGCAAGCUGCGAUGUCGGAUCUUGCCGAGAUGCUUAGAAACUUACCAGAUCCCGCAGUAACACUGCCAUCAAAUCCGGAGAAGCUGACGCCCGCAACUGAAAAGACAACACUACCGACAUCCAGCCCUGAAAGGUCUACUCUGCCUACAUCAACAACAAAGAUAACGUUUCCAAGUUCAACUCCAACUGUGCCACAAACACCAAAACAAGUUACAACCAUAGGCCUACCUGAACGGGUGACAACACCUUCGACUACUACAACAAGAACAACUGAAGCAAAAACGACGCCAUCACCUAGGACAACGAAACCCAAAACCACAGCUCGACCUGAGGCAAAAACUACGCCAAAGCCUGCGACAACACCCAAAACAACAACCCAACCUAUACCCAAAACAACAUCUGCUCCGUCGACUUCCAAAUUUACGACUGUGACUAUUUACAAGGACUGUUCCAAUGCUUUGGCCAGGGGUGUAACAAGGAGUGGUGUAUAUAAGCUCCAGCCUCAGGACAAUGGGGAGGAAAUCGAGGUUUAUUGUGAUAUGGACACAGACGGCGGUGGCUGGACGGUGUUUCAGCGUCGCCAGGACGGUUCGGUUGACUUCUACCGUGACUUUGAGGGUUACCGGCAGGGUUUUGGUGACCUAGAGGGUGAGUUCUGGCUGGGUAAUGACAACUUACACCGGCUGACCGCUCAGGAUGAUUACGUACUGCGAGUCGAUCUGACAGACUUCGAAGACGACUCCAAGUACGCUGUCUACAACUCGUUCGGCGUGGCCGACUUGAGUGACAGCUACCGGUUGAGCUUGGGCCAGUACUCGGGAACGGCUGGGGAUUCCUUGACCCGUCACAGCCAGAAACAAUUCACGACCAAAGAUGUAGACAACGACGAUUUUCUUACCGGUAACUGUGCUCUGCUCUACCACGGUGCAUGGUGGUAUGAGCGGUGCCAUCAGUCCAAUCUCAACGGUAACUACCUGGGCGGCCCUACCAAUAAAUACGCCAAGGGCGUGGUCUGGAGACGAUGGAAAGGAUACAACUACUCACUCAAGACGUCUGAGAUGAAAUUCAGAAAGAAAAAUUAACUAGGGGAACAUUGUUUUGAAACCUAGCAUAUCUGCAUGUUGAUGAACAUUUUAAGUUCCAUUGAACUGCUGUUCUGGUAUCGAUUUUACACUUGGUUGUUUUUUUUUAACAACUAUAAAUUAAGCACAGCAAAGAACAGGUUCACGUCAGUACAAUCUGAAGAAAAAACUCCAGUAAAUCUGACAAGAAAAAAUGUGAACUUGUACCCAACCAAAAGAGUUAGCUGUGUGUAUUUACAUGUAACCAGGCGGGGUUAUUUUAGCGUAGAUACCUCGAAACGUCAGGCAACAAAUACCACUUUCUACAAGUAGGCCUAUAUGCAUGUUAGCACGGUACAUUGCUAGCACAUGCCCGCUUGAGGACUUCAUCCUAAAGACCAAACCAGGCACGCUGUCAUCUCUGUCACGGAGGCCCUCUUCAAUGGCCAAAGCAUUGUGCUACCCUUCAAUGGGGAAAACUGCCUCACGAGAAAUUGUUCUGAACAAUAUUUACAACAAUUUCUUGUGAGGCAGUUUUACCCCAUUGCAGGGCCUCCUGUGGGUGUAUGCGUGUGGUGUUUAUGGUGUAAAUCGAGGAUUUUCUAUUGUUCCUCUUCCCUUUUCUUUUGUUUAUACUCAACGCAUCAGCUCU
Messenger RNA from Patiria miniata (bat star), 2244 nucleotides. Its product is annotated as ficolin-2-like. The record is from RefSeq and is a predicted model, not a curated record. The transcript has 12 exons. NCBI's taxonomy places the organism in Eukaryota, Metazoa, Echinodermata, Asteroidea, Valvatida, Asterinidae. The coding region runs from base 189 to 1613 and encodes 474 amino acids.